GCACAUCGACAUUCAACGUUGCCUCGUUGACGUUGACAACGUUCUUGUAAAAAUGUUACAUUACUUUGUUUUAGCCUCAAACCUUUUGUGUUCGGUCUUGACUGUCAAAUCUUUUGGCCAUGGCAGCAUUUCAUGUAGGGAUGAGAAGAACGAGCCGGUUGACUGGUUUAUUAUCUACAAAUUACCCAAAUACGUAAUGGAAUAUUCUGGGAAUGGCGUUGACUACAUGUACUUGGAUGGCUCCAUGAAGACGUGGGACCUGAGCCCGUUCAAAGUCAACUACAGCGAUGGAGCUGCAGCGUAUACCCUUGGACAGCUCUACCAGGGCAAGGGGUACGAGUCCAACAGCUCAGCCUAUUUACUGUACAACGAUGCUCCUCCAGACCUCCACUAUGACAUGGACCACGGCCACACCAAAGGGGUGAUGAUGUUUGAUGAAACCCAGGGGUUCUGGUUAUCUCACACCAUCCCCCACUUCCCCCCCUUCCCAGAGAAGGGCUACGGCUACCCCUCCACCGGCAUGUUCUACGGCCAGGUCCUUUUCUGUGUCACCUACGCUUACCAACAGUUUCAUCCAAUAUCUGAGCAGCUGAUGUACACCCUGCCGCACGUCUACAACUGCUCCCUGCCAGGUCCGCUCGGGGCAGACAUGACCAUUCUGGCCCAGCUCUGCUCAGGAGCCAGUCCCCAUCUGCCCAAAGACCGGACAGUGAAGAAACUGGUGUCGGCCAAAGGGGAGACCUUUCUAAGUUUUGUCAAAUCUCACCUCUUUGUUGAUGACAUUUACACGGCUUGGGUGGCUCAGCUGCUGGACACGGACCUCCUGGUGGAGAGCUGGCAGAGGCAAGGCCACGAGCUCUUCUCAAACUGCUCCCUCCGCAGACACGUCCUGAACGUCAGCGGGGUCCGGCUGCCCGGCCCUGUCCACUUCCACUCCCACUACGAUCACUCCAAGUGGUGCGUCUCCGUCGAGCCUGAGGGCGGCUGGGUGUGCCUGGGUGACCUGAACCGGGAGAGAGGGCAGGUCUGGAGGGGCGGAGGACUCAUCUGCACACAAAACACGCUCAUCUACAGCGUCUUCCGCCGAGCCGUUUACUCCUUCUACAAGUGCUGAGACAUUUUCACUUAGACAUUGGAGAACAUGGUAACCUCCUUGUGCUAUUUGUUGGCUUCCCACAGCUGCCAAACCUCUCAAUGACAUAUGCAAGUAAUCAUGCCAAGCAACUUAGCUGAUGUAAUAUAACACGUCAGGGUGCCCCACUUACAACUAAUAAACUCACAACAACAACAACAAAGGA
Clupea harengus (Atlantic herring) is the source of this 1298-nucleotide messenger RNA. RefSeq names its product deoxyribonuclease 2 beta (gene dnase2b). The record is from RefSeq and is a predicted model, not a curated record. Lineage: Eukaryota; Metazoa; Chordata; Actinopteri; Clupeiformes; Clupeidae. Gene Ontology annotation, molecular function: deoxyribonuclease II activity. Gene Ontology annotation, biological process: apoptotic DNA fragmentation.